Molecule: messenger RNA, 3502 nt
Organism: Xenopus laevis (African clawed frog)
Lineage: Eukaryota; Metazoa; Chordata; Amphibia; Anura; Pipidae
Gene: fam171a2.S
Product: family with sequence similarity 171 member A2 S homeolog
Source: RefSeq, marked provisional
GAGGAAUUGAGCUGCGGGAAUGGAGGGGUGACGGGAGCCAUGGGGCGAGCGCGGGACUCGGGGAAGAGAAGUGGGGGGCCCCCCUGCUCAUUUCUGCUCCUUCUUCUGCUCAGCUGCGGGGGGGGCCGAGGCAAAUCUCUGCUGGGGGCCGCGGGGGCUCAGGACUUCCAUAUUAAAGUGCAAGUGUAUGAGAACGGGGACCUGUCGCCUUUGGCCUCGGCAGCGGUGGAAAUAUUCGGCAAUCAGAGUUCAUUAGCGUCGGGGGUCACUGAUCAGGAUGGAGUGGCCGUAUUGGGGAUCAGCUACAGACUGGGCACGUGGGUGCUGGUUUCGGCCACCAAGAGAGGCUUCGUCACUAACUCUGUUCCCUGGCGGGUGGACAGACUCCCACUUUAUGCCUCAGUCAGUCUCUACCUGGUACCUGAGCGACCGGCGACUCUCAUUUUAUAUGAAGAUAUUGUACAGAUCCUGCUGGGCUCCCCAGGUGCUCGCAGUCAGCCCUGGGUCCAGUUCCAGAGAAAAGCCGCCCGAUUGCCCCGAUCCUCCACCUACAACCAGCUCACCUCCUCCCUUACCACCGCCAGCACCCGGCACCAGAUGAGAGGAUUCCCAGCAUUCAUCGGGACCGAGCCAGAGAGCGCCAAUGGAGGUAACACAAGUUGGGUGGAGCUUCUCCCGGUGGCGGCGAUCAGUGUCCAUUUGUUCAGCGGCAACGGAUCAGAAGUUCAUCUGUCCGGUCCUGUCCAACUGUCUCUCCCUCUCCCCCCCGAAUCCGGUUUAACCACAUCGAGCAGCGUCCCUGCCUGGAGAUACGAGCCUAAAGUUGGUGUUUGGAUCCGCAGUGGGAUGGGAUUGGUGAGGAGAGAUGGGCAGCAGCUUUACUGGUCUUUUGUGUCGCCCAAACUUGGAUACUGGGCAGCGGCAAUUCCUUCUUCUGGGCGAGGCAUGUUGUCCUUAAUGAGCGGAGUGGACAUUGCUGGAUAUCACACAAUCUUCCUGCUCUCCAUUCUGGGAGCUUUGACUCUGCUGGUGCUCAUCCUGCUCUGCCUCCUGAUCUAUUACUGCAGGCGACGAUGUUUGAAACCGAGGCAACAGCACCACAAACUACAACUUUCGGGUCUGUCAGAACCCAAACGGGACCAGGCGACCUCCACUUCCCGUCUUAACCUCAUCAGCACCAGCCACUUGGAUUCUACAUCCACAGCCGACAGUGACCUACGUACUCCAGUUCUGAGAUCUGCCUUCUCGUCCCGAGAGGACUUCUGCAAAUCUGGAGGUCGCUCUUCAUUUCAGCAUUCGGCCGACACGCUUCCUCUGAGGCCUGGCUCUAGAGAUGAAUAUCCGUUAAAGUCUGCCCGUUCUGGAGACUUGUUGGAGUCAGAAGAUUCUAAAAGAGGCUAUGGUACAGGUGGCAAGGGGCAGCAGAGAAGACGAGGGGGCAGAGGAGGGGUUCGAGAUCCACCUCCAUCACCUCCUCCACUUCCUCCUCCCUUUAAACAUGUCAUAGGGGAUUCAAAGCCUCCAGAUUAUCUGAUGACACAGUCAGCAGAUCCCCUUUCACGACCUACCUCCCUUACACAACCCGGGCAGUUUAUAUUUUGUGGAUCCAUUGACCAUAUGAAGGAGGGUAGCUAUCGACACGCCAUGCCCACAUUAGUGAUCCCAGCUCAUUACAUGAGGUUGUCUUCUGAAGAGAAUCAAGGCGGGCAAGGAGAAGAACAGUCUGAGAGCGAGUCUGGUUCCACUCAGGUCUCUCACGCCCACCACUUUGCUCCACAAGACCAUGCCCAACGACAACAACUUCUUCAACAAGGCCACGGUUAUCAGCAGGGGGCAACUGCUUCCUCACAAGAUCAAGAGGGUAAAGGCUGGGGAAAUCAUGGCUCAGUUACCAUUCCAGUGGUCUUCAACGAGUCCACCAUGGCUCAGCUGAAUGGAGAGCUUCAAGCUUUGACAGAAAAGAAACUAUUGGAACUUGGGGUCAAACCUCACCCAAGGGCUUGGUUUGUGUCUCUGGAUGGGCGUUCCAAUGCCCAGGUGCGCCACUCAUACAUUGACUUGCAGGCUGGAGACAAGACUCGCAGCAAUGAUGCCAGUUUGGACUCGGGCGUAGAUGUCAAUGAGAUUAAAGUGAAGCUGGGUCCGGAGGAAAGAAGUGGAAAAGCACAACUUCAGCCCUCUAAUCUAACCUAUUCCAAGUUGGUCUUUGCAGAGGAAGGGGAGCAGAGCCUGAGUGAAAGUCGGACCGGGGGUGGCUGUUCACCUGAAGACAGCUCUCUCACUCCACUUCUGGAUGAAGGCUCAGAGACCUGCCUUCCCAUGAGCAGGAGGGGACGAAGCCGGGGUGACAGUUCCCGUAGCAGCACCAGUGAGUUACGAAGGGAUUCAAUGACUAGCCCAGAUGAGGACCUCAACGAUCAGUCAGAAGGUGGCGAUGACCAAGAUAAGAAGAGUCCUUGGCAGAAACGAGAAGAGAGGCCACUAAUGGUGUUUAAUGUGAAAUAAGACAUAUAAUAACAUUCUGGAUUUCCAUGUUGUGUAAAGAACACUGAACCCCAAAAGACUAUAGAAAGGGGUUGUCCCCUGUAACUGAAGAGACUGGUUGGUGUCCUUAACUCCUCUCCUUGCUGGUGGGAGAUGCAGCUCCAGUACUGGAGAGCUUCAGUGUCUACGGUCAGGAGGCCAGUGUAAGACUGUACCACAGGCAAGUAGAGAUUUCAUGUUCUAUACCCACAGAUUUACGGGAUCAGACACCAUGAAGCCCAACACGUCAUUGUAGAAGAAGAUUGUCAUUCCUUCUGCUGGGAGUCUGUGAAGCCAAGGCUGAGACCCUCAGUAGGCCUGAACCCUCAUGGAGACACUUGCUGAGGCUGGACAUGGAGCUUCAGACUUUUGUAUAACCCAAGGCAGAUAGGAAUUUGGGGGGGGGGUUAGUGGCCUUUGGGGUGAACCUGGCUCUUCGUUGCAGUGCAUUUUUGGCCAAUUACAUGCAGCAUCUAACUGUAUGACCCAUGCAUUGUGGUGCUUGUAUUUCAUUUGUGGGAUGUCUAGAAGUGAUCACUUGCAACACAAUCUGAACUCUUGAUGUGACCCUGUUAGGCCAUAUUUGUAUUGUGACCUAUGACACCUGUAUUUUAAUCCCACAGCACCAGGCUACAGUGGAGAUUCGUAUAGACAAAGCAGUACAAGAGCAGGUAGGGAUCCUCUAGUUGUCAUUGCUUCAGAGAGAUAUUGGGGUGCAGCUGUUCUUCAGUUCUAUUCUAUUAAUGCGCUACUGCAUUAGCAGUCUGGGAGCAGUGUAUUAUGGGUGUUGAUUUGGUUCUGCUCAUUCAUAGGAUGUUCUCUAACCCUUUGCUCUGGGCUGAAGUAGGUCCAUAUUGAUGUUUAAAGCUGAUGCAUCAACCUUCAGGUGAGUUCCUUCCCAUGAAAGUAGCACAAAAGGGCCUAGUUGUCAUUUGUGGACUCAGAUUUGGUACAAAUUAUUAAUAAAAAAGUGAAACAA